ACAUCAAUCCUUCAAACAACGCUACGAUCGAGGUAUACCAUCAUCGAUCAACCAACCAUUAUCAAGCCUUCCAACCAACAUCGAAAGUCAUAUCACACCAUACAUCAACCCACCAACAAUGCCUUCCCGCCGACAGUCCUCGCCCUCCUUCGAAAUGGCCAACUGCUUCCAAUCCCUCCAAUGCCUCUCCGGCCACCCUCCCCCCGAAUGCAGUUCCAACAGCAAACUCAUCUGUCCCGUCCUCCCUCUCUCCAACAAUCAAAACAACAACAUGUCUUUCUCCCCACCCAAUUCAAACGGAAUCAUGACCUCCUCCGACGACUCGGAAGAAGACUCCAACUAUCCCAACUCUUACCAACAACAACAACGACAACACAACACCCUCGCCAAAACCCCCAUCGCCUUCCCAUCCAACCAAACCACAGCAACAACCUCCCCUUCCUCCACAACGACAUCAACAUCUCCCACCCACCCCACCCCUCCCCCCACUCGCCCCCAACUCCGCCCCCACCGCCGCAUCCCCCACACCAUAAUCGAACGCCGCUACCGCGACAACCUCAACACCUCCAUCGAGACCCUCCGCCUCUGCCUCCCCACCCUCAAAGACGCCUACAUCACCUCCCCGGACAUGGAAGACUCCGCUCUCCCUCCCAAACUUCCCUCCAAGACGAUCAUCAUCGCGACCGCGGCGGGGUAUAUCAAGGAAUUGGAGGGCGAGAGGGAUGCAGUGAGGGGGGAGAUGGAGGGACUGAGGAAUCAGGUUGUGGAGUUGAGGAAGUUGGUGAUGUGUGGGGAGUGUGGGAUUUUGCAGUAUUUGCAGGAGGUUGGGGGGAAUGGGAAUGCUGGGGGGAUGGAUGGGGAUGGGGUGAUGACGGGAUGAUGAAUAUUCUUUUGGGAUGGAAGUGU
Zymoseptoria tritici IPO323 is the source of this 906-nucleotide messenger RNA. RefSeq lists its product as uncharacterized. Gene Ontology annotation, cellular component: nucleus. Lineage: Eukaryota; Fungi; Ascomycota; Dothideomycetes; Mycosphaerellales; Mycosphaerellaceae. Gene Ontology annotation, biological process: regulation of transcription by RNA polymerase II. The coding region runs from base 119 to 880 and encodes 253 amino acids. Gene Ontology annotation, molecular function: protein dimerization activity; DNA-binding transcription factor activity, RNA polymerase II-specific; RNA polymerase II cis-regulatory region sequence-specific DNA binding. The record is from RefSeq and is a predicted model, not a curated record. The transcript has a single exon.